CUGAGAUAGAGAGCUAGUAUGGAUGGUAUUACAGUUCCCUUUGAAAAGCUCAAGAUUAAGGAAAGAGAACUUCAAGAAAAGAUUUUGAAGGAACAGAGGCUAAGACAGAAAAUAAGUGAGAAAGAAUAUCAGAUCAAUCAACUAAAUAGACAAAUUGAAAUUUAUACAAAGAAAUCAACUGACAUGAAAGAAAGGAUACAAAAAGCUGGAGAAAUUCCACAAAGUAUUUUAGAGAGGCGUAAAGUAAUGAAAGCAGAGUCUAUUAAGUGGCUUUAUGAUCGGUGCAUCUCAAUAAUAGAGGAGAAUCUUAAGGCUCAACUGAAAAAUGUUUGUCAAUGUUCGACUUCUGUUGAUUCCGGUGAAAUGGUUGCUUUCAAAGUGUACGGUUUGCUAUUAAGUGCAUGCCAGCAAGAAACUAUUGUUGAAAAGGUAACUAAAUCUGUUGAAGAUGAAAAUAUAUUGGGUAAAAAUGAAAGUAGCAAAGAAGUAGCAAAGGUUUACGUUAAACAAGCAGUUAAUGUUACAUACUCCAUGCUGACACUUUUACCUCCACUGAUAGUCACAGUCCAUCCUAGAGAAUACUCAGAAGUAUUGCAUGAUACAAAUCGAUUGACUUGGGAUGAAUCCACAGAAAGGAUUGAUGAGCUAAUAUAUUACCGCCCUAUUCUAAUGUAUGGUAAUCACUUGAAUGUUGCAGUGAAAGGUUUAGUGGGAAAUAGUAAAAGAGAGCUUUUGCAAAAACAACAAAGUACCCAAGAAUUAAUUAGCUAUGAAACAAAAGCCAUUGAUGCUAGAGAAAAUUUUACUGGCAAUAAUUGUGCAGUUUGUCACAAUUUGAAAUAUUAUGAUUUUAUUGAUUGUAAGGAUGCCUAUGGUCAACAUUAUAAAGUGCACCAAGAGUGCUACAUGUGUAUAGUUUGCAGUGCUGUUUAUGAUGUUAAAUUAUACUUAGUAGGAAGUCAACUGUUUUGUAAAAGACAUCUUAAAAUAUGUAAAGAUUAG
Amphimedon queenslandica is the source of this 1002-nucleotide messenger RNA. RefSeq lists its product as uncharacterized. The record is from RefSeq and is a predicted model, not a curated record. The coding region runs from base 19 to 1002 and encodes 327 amino acids. The transcript is spliced from 10 exons. NCBI's taxonomy places the organism in Eukaryota, Metazoa, Porifera, Demospongiae, Haplosclerida, Niphatidae.